UACCCACAAAACUUGAUGCUUAAUGAUUACGUGGAAGAAGUCAGGCACAUGUGCGGUCCAUAGCCAAUUUUUAUCAGCUACUGAACCUCUUUCUUCCUACUUAAAGACUAGAUUACAAAACAAACAAGAGAUUGCACCCACUUCAAUACUCAAAAAAAUCAGAGAAAGGAAGAGCUUUCGGUCAUCAUUGCUAUUUGUGUCAUCAACAUGCUUGCCUGGCUAUGACAUGCUUCUCUGGCAUUUCAACAGACCCCUAGAAUAUGUAGGAGUCUUAAAGUGAUAACUUACACCAAAUAAUAUCUCAACUUCACCGUCUUGAAGUAAGGAAAAACCCAGGUUGAAAUUCUCUGGUGCUGGGUUCGUCGCUGCUACACCCGUGAACUGGUGAGUAUUGAAGUAAGGAAAAACCCAGGUUGAAAUUCUCUGGCGCGCUGGGUUCUUCGCUGCUACACCCGUGAACUGAUAUUUGGGAGCAACAAAUUUCAAUAUUGAUGGACUCCGGACAAACAAACAAACGUCCCUAUGAAAAGAAAUAUCCUGAUAGGAAUGUUAGACGACGCGAACAAUAUAAAGUUAAGAUGGCCAAUGAAAAGAGUGCACUAGCACUACAUGAGGUGCUCACAAGUCAAGUGUUACAACGUAGUCGCUUUGACAGAAUGACUUCUACCAUCUCUACUGAUACAUCAUCAGGACAUUUACAGUACACUCCUAAUAUAAUGGACUCCUCCUAUACUUCCAAAACAGAGAGUAAAGUUACAUUGCUUCCAUCAUUUCCUGCUUUCGACAAACGAAAUCCUCUUUGCACUUAUGAGAAAGGCAAGUUGCUGAAAUUUGCCAUAAGUUUACACUAAUAUACAAGACAUAUUAAUGUUAAUUAAAAAAUUACUUAUGUGGUAGGUUCAACAUCGGCUGUACCUAAUGAACAAAAUGACACAGCUGAGAUAGUGAUAACUAAAGGUCGCAGUCGAAAUAACAGAACUGCUAUGAAUAUUAAGCUACGGUCAGACUAUGUACCGUUAAAAAAUACUCAAAACUGUAAAUUCUGCUCAGCAAAAAGAUUUGAAUAUGAAUCUCCUGGAUUUUGUUGUGGCACUGGUACCGUUAAGAUAAUUUCACAUCGAAUGCCUGCUAAGCUUCAUAAUCUAUACUUCGAGAAUAAUGAAAAAUCCCAACACUUUCGAACAUAUAUCAGAACAUAUAAUAAUUCGUUUGCAUUUACAUCACUUGGUGUAAAUUAUGAUACAGACUUAGCGCGAAGGAAUCGUGGUAUCUAUACUUUCAGAGUUCAAGGACGAAUGUACCACCUAAUAGAUGAUUUGUAUCCCGGAGGGAAAAAAUCAAAAAAUCUACAGUUGUACUUUUACGACAACAACAAUGAGUUAGCAAAUAGAAUGGCAUGCUCUAACAAAAUCAAUGAAUCUAUAGUGAGUGAACUGAUGGACAUGUUGAAAGUUAACCCAUACUCUUUUUUUAUCCGAUCUUUGAUAGAUAUUCCCGAGCUACAGAAUUUCCAUAUUGGACUUAAAUGUGAUCCUGGUUUAGAUCAACGAGUAUAUAAUUUGCCAACUUCAUCAGAAAUUGCUGCAAUAUGGGUUGAGGACAAUGACAAUAAUAUAACUCAUGCCCACAUAUUCAAAUUUAUACCCACAGCAACAUAACACAAAUAGUGAACUAUUAUUACGGAUGCUAUGAUGCCUUACAAUAUCCUUUGUUGUUUCCAUACGGACAAAAUGGGUGGCAUUGUGGUAUUAAGAAAAUUCCUAAAGCAAAAAAUAUUCGUGCAAGUUAUACUCAUGAAUGUGAACAGUUAUCAAGCAUACGAAAUCUUUGCUCUCUCAAAUUCAUAUCUUCAAAUGGAAUCUCAAGCUUUAGAAAAAGGAAAGAAAAAAAGAGAUACAGUUUCUGCUCGUGAAUAUUAUUGUUAUAAACUUCAAAUGAGAAAUGAUGAUGAAGACGAGUUACUACACACUGGUAGACUAUUUCAGCAAUAUUCAGUUGACGAAUACAUAAAAAUUGAAACCCAAAGAUUGGAUUUUGCUUCGUUCAAUCAAGAUUUAUUUAGAAUGGAUAUAUUGCAAGGACUUCUAGAUAUUUUAAGACUUGGCGAACGGGAUUCUUCUAAACAUUGGUAAGCAAAAAUUCUUUUCAGCUUCCUUUAUAGGUGGACCUAGAGAUAUGCGACAACGAUAUAUGGAUGCUAUUACAUUAGUACAACGUUUUGGUAAACCAGAUUUGGUUAUAACUAUGACCUGUAAUCCGACCUGGCCGGAAAUAAAAGAACAUCUGUGGACAACUGAUGAGGCGCAAAAUAGACCUGAUUUAAUUAGUCGAGUAUUCAGGGCUAAAGUUGAAGAGCUGAAAACUGAUAUAAGCAAAAGAAAUAUCUUUGGAAAAGUUGCUGCUUAUAUGUAUACUGUAUAAUUCCAAAAACGCGGUUUACCACAUGCUCAUUUCCUUAUAAUAUUAGCUAAUGAAUAUAAGUUAUUGACAUCGGAGGCUUAUGAUGGAAUCAUUAGUGCUGAAAUACCAGAUGCCAAUUUGGAUAAGAAAUUACAUUCGCUUGUUCUUAAACAUAUGAUGCACGGUCCAUGCGGUAAUCUAAAUCCAACAAAUUCCUGUAUGAAAAAAUGGUCUUUGCAAGUUUAAUUAUCCAAAAAGAUUUGCUGAACAUACAUCAAAAGGAAGUGAUUCUUACCCCAUCUAUAAAAGACGAAACAUAGGAGAAGUUGUAAAAGUACGGGAGCAGUAUUUAGAUAACUCUUGGGUUGUUCCAUACAAUCCUUUUUUACUUGGUAAAUUCAACUGUCAUAUGAACGUUGAGGUUUGCUCUGUGGUUAAAUAUCUUUACAAAUAUAUUUGUAAAGGACAUGACAAAAUUGCAUUUUAUGUACAUGAUAAUGAUACAAACAAAGAAAUAGAUGAAAUAAAAGAGUAUCAAUCUGCUAGAUGGGUAUCACCACCUGAAGCUACAUGGCGUUUAUUUGGUUUCUCUAUUAGUGAGAUGUAUCCAAGCGUUUAUCAUCUUCAGCUACAUCUUAAAGGGCAACAACUUGUUUCUUUUAAAGGCAAUACAGAUAUAAACACAAUCAUUAAUAAUCCUAUGAUUAAUAAGACAAUGCUGACAGAAUUUUUCCAAAUGAACAGAACUAACAAAGAUGCCAUAAAGCUUAACUUAUUAUACAAAGAAUUUCUUGAACAUUUUGUAUGGUCAACUACAGACAAAACAUGGACAUGACGACAACAACGUUGUGCCGUUGGUCGUAUCGUAACGUGUCACCCAACUGAAGGAGAACGAUAUUAUCUGAGACUACUAUUGCUGAAUGUGAGGGGACCGAAAUCAUAUAAAGAUCUCCGAACUAUAAAUGGGGAACAUUAUAAUACUUUUAGAGAAUCCGCAGAAAAAAAGGGGACUAUUACACUGUGAUAACAGUUUAGUUGAUUGCAUGUCAGAGGCAGCAAGUUACCAAACGCCAUAUAGUUUAAGGCGUUUAUUUGCUACAUUAUUAGUGUAUUGCAGUCCAGCCAAUCCAAAAGAAAUAUGGAAACAAUUUGAAGAGUCAAUGUCAGAAGAUUUCAGAGUGUUACGUAAUGUUGAAAGGAAAGAUAUUCAAUAUCAAGUUUUAAAUCAGAUUAAUGAUAUUUUACACUCUAUGGGUCAUAAUGUAAACGAAUAUGAGCUUAUCCCAGAAACAGUUCGAGCAUCUAUAUUGGAAAAAGAAGCAAAGGAGGUAUUCUUUGAAAGAACCAUCACGGUUAGUGAAGAGGAUAUACUGUUACAUAAAAAACUGAACGCAAAACAAUUAAAAGCAUACAAUGUGAUUAUUGACCGAGUAUUUUCCAAGAAACCAGGAGCUUUUUUUAUUGAUGGCCCUGGAGGUACUGGAAAAACUUUCUUAUAUCGUGCUUUAUUAGCAACUGUACGUAGUAAAGGAUACAUAGCUCUAGCAACUGCUACUUCCGGCGUUGCUGCUUCUAUUCUUCCAGGUGGGCGAACUGCACAUUCACGUUUUAAAAUACCUAUAGACAUUGAUGAAAAUUUCAGUUGCAACAUCAGCAAACAAAGUUCAACUGCAGGUCUGAUUCGUGAUGCAAAAUUAAUUGUAUGGGAUGAAGUAUCUAUGGCUAAAAAAAGAAUGCUUGAUGUUUUUGACUUGCUCUUAAAAGAUCUUAUGGAUACAAAUAUUCUAUUUGGGGGAAAAGUCGUUGUUUUUGGAGGUGACUUUAGACAAACUCUUCCAGUUGUUCGAAACGGAAAAAAGAAAGAUUUUAUUAGUGAAAGUUUGCUAUAUUCUACCAUUUGGGACGAACUUGAAAAAUUGCAACUGUCCGAGAACAUGAGGGCAAAAACAGAUCCUGCUUUUUGUGAUUACCUUAUGAGAAUUGGAAAUGGACAAGAGAGGGUCAACACUAAUAACAAAAUUGAACUUCCAGAUUCUAUGAUUAUUCCUUUUACAACUGAAGAAGAAUCUCUGGACCAUUUAUUCGCUGUGACAUUCUCAAAUGUACACACAUGCUCCUCUAAUCCUUUUUUGGCAGAUGCUCGCAUUGUUCUGACGACAAAAAAUGAUUUUGUGAAUGAAAUCAACGAUAUUCUUAUAGCAAAAUUUCUAGAAAAAGCAACUACAUUUGUUGGCUUUGACGAAACCGUUGAGCCUAAUGAUCAAAGUCAAUUUGAGGACCUAUUACACAGUUUAAAUCCUGCUGGUUUACCUCCUUACAAAUUAACUUUAAAGGAGAAUUGCCCCAUUAUAUUGCUGCGUAAUUUGAAUCCAUAUGAAGGUUUAUGCAAUGGUACACGAUUGAUAUGUUGUGAUAUUAAGACACAUGUUAUUAGUGCUAAGAUCGCGACAGGCGAUUUUAAAAAUAAGCAUGUAUUUAUCCCAAGAAUACCAUUAUUAUCGUUACAGGACGAAAGAAUACCAGUUCAAUUUAAGAGAACACAAUUCCCAGUAAGAUUAUGCUAUGCUAUGACUAUAAAUAAAGCGCAAGGUCAAACUCUGGAUUUCGUCGGAAUAUAUUUGCGAGAACCUGUUUUUUCACACGGUCAACUUUAUGUUGCCUUAUCGAGAGCAAAGAGUUCAAGUUGUGUCAAAGUGCUGAUCCAACCGUCCACACUAGCCAACCGUGAUGAUCAUUCUACAUACAACAUUGUUUAUGACGAAAUCAUCCAAAGAGCAUCUUUGAGGCUUGAACCAACUUCCAAUGUACAUUCUAUUUGAGAAUGCUAUAGAGGCCAUGCGCUUUCAAGAGUUUGAUUCUGAACCAUAUAUUUUUGCUCCUGCCAUUACGAAGUCCAAUAUUCCUUACACAUCUUGCCAACUGCAAGAGCAUGUUGGAUGCUUCCAGAGCUGGUGGAUACUUCCAUUUAAGGACUGCUACGAAUAUGUAUCGUCACAUCCAUGAAGCCGUUGAAAAAGCUCAGGGAUAAAGGUGUGCUUUCUUCAAUCAAACUGCUGGUCAAACAUGGGCUUUCAAAUUAGAUAACUUAGUCUGUUAUUGGGCGUGGUUUUUGCCAUUGUUUUGAUGAUUCAGUAUCUUGGUUUCCCAUAUGGGCAGAAAAAAUAAGAAUAGCAGUGGAUGCACCCUUGUGACGAUCAAAGAAAGGAUUAUCAGCCAAAGAGUCUUAUCAGUAUAUAAAGGGCAGCCCGGUGCAUCAAGCUCCCCUGCUAUGCGCGGGGUUGGGGAAAGGGCCGCACCACGAUGGUCUAUUGUAUGCAACCUUACCCUGCAUUCUCUGCAAGAGGCUCUUUCCACGGCUCGAACCCAUGACCUCCUGGUCACAUGGCAGUAACUUUACCGGUUGCGCCAAAGCUCCUCUUUUAUUGGAAAUUGCACAUCAUAUUUCAACUCAUAACAUACUAGAAGAGAAUAUCAAGUUUUGACUUCAUCAUCUAAAUGCAAUCACAGGAGAAACAGAAGGGAAAAUUUGGAAUUAUCUUGGAUUUUGUUUGGUUUGAACCUCUGACUAGAUCCAAAGCGGACAAUUAUGCUGCUCAAAGAGCAAGACACUUUGAAUUGGGAUGGUUUUUGCAUCCUCUGGUAUAUGGAGAGUACCCAAAAACCAUGCAAAAUAUUGUUGGAAAUCGUUUACCCAAAUUCACAAAAGAAGAGGUUAAGAUGGUCAAAGGGUCAAUUGAUUGUGGGCAUAAACCAUUAUACUACCUUCUAUGCAUAUGAUCGCCAUCUAUCCAAACCAAAAGCCCUUGGAUACCGACAGGAUUGGAACUGUGCAUUUACUUGUAAGAUACUAAUAUACUAUCUUAAAAAAUGUUCUGAUUUCCUAUGUAUACAGAUGAUCGGAAAGGCGUACCAAUUGGUCCUAGGGUAAGCACAUUGAAUUUAAUGUUUUUUGUACCUCAAACUUUCUUGCUCUUGUAAGCUCAUCUUGACCUAUCUGUGCUCACUACUACGGUAUCUGAUAAGUAAUUUCCCUCAUAUUUCUUUUUAGAAGAACCUACUUUAGCUAUAUUUACAAGCACCAAUAACGGCACCCUGAAACUGACACCACCGGUAUCUAAAGCCACCUCUGCUAAAGGUAACUGUAAAACAAUACUUAUUUUGGAUAAGAUAGCUGUUUGAUUUAAUAACCAUUGUAUUUUACACCUUGUCACCUACUUCCAAGAGGGAAAAUUUCGCUUAUUCAAAAGAACAAAAAUUUUGUGCAAGAAGUUAGAUUUAUUGGAAUUUUGAUACAAGAUGCUUUUGCUCCUGAAAGAAAGAAGGCAAAAAUGCUCAAUUUUGUUGCUGCGUACGACAGAACUACUGUUACACUUGCCCCCAAAUAUAAGGUACUUCAGCAUUUUGAGACAAAAUAUCUGUUUAAUUCCCUUGAUUUCUACUGAAUUUGUUGGAUCUGCAUGACCUACAAGAAAACAUAAAGAAAAGCAGUAUAAAGUCAAAUUCUUCUUGAAUUACUGCUCUUAUUAAAUUUUACUUGUUUCACUGUUAACUGCCCCCUUAAAAAAUUUCUCUUUGCUUACUUUUUCUUCUGUUUACAUUUAAGAUCUAAAUUUUUUUGUAAUGAUAAUAUCAAUCUAACAUUGUGGAAGAUUUCAGAUUCCCUUGUAGUUUCAACGUUGCAACAAAUAAUCAGUGGUAUACUCCAAAAGAUGGAGUUCCACACUCGACUAUCUACGCACCAUUCUUCUAUUCUAAACCUCAUAUACUCGCCCUUAUUUCAAUGUUGCUAAAGCUUAUUUGACAUAAUACUUUAUCACCUUUGUUGACAAUAAUGCUAAUUGUUGCCAUUUUACACAGGUUUGUCAAGAUGCUACUGGAAAGCUACAACUUUUUGUGUAACAAUAUGAAUUAGAAAUAGAAGGAUUAGAAAAAGCAACAUUUAUGCAGUAGCUAUGUACGAUCUCCUAUUACUCUGUAACAUUUUUGUAACAAAUCUGCAUCUUCUAUU
This is a messenger RNA of Nicotiana attenuata, 7408 nucleotides long. Its product is annotated as ATP-dependent DNA helicase pif1-like. NCBI's taxonomy places the organism in Eukaryota, Viridiplantae, Streptophyta, Magnoliopsida, Solanales, Solanaceae. Gene Ontology annotation, molecular function: DNA helicase activity. The record is from RefSeq and is a predicted model, not a curated record. Bases 3363 to 5219 code for a protein of 618 amino acids. The transcript has 8 exons. Gene Ontology annotation, biological process: DNA repair; telomere maintenance.